Messenger RNA from Vitrella brassicaformis, 2633 nucleotides. The record is from the annotation of a GenBank genome assembly. NCBI's taxonomy places the organism in Eukaryota, Vitrellaceae.
CUCCGCCAUUGUGUAGAGGCGGCUGUGAAGCAGACUGGCCACAGCGGAUGAGACCAUUUCCCUUUUCAGCCUCUCUUUUGAUUCGCAUGCACAGCGGACCUGACUGAUGCGCUUGCUGUGGGAGGCUGCUGAAGGAGCUAACACACCCGACCUGCUGGAUUCAGUUCAAUUGAUUCAGUCGCCCCGGUGAGUGACCAACUGUUCAGACACCAUGAAAGCCAGACUGCAGGUGACUGAUGGUUCAGGUCAGCUUUGCCGACGGGCGCAAUAGGACGGGCGUUUCAUUCAUUAAUUGAUUGAGUGCCGGUGAGGCAACGCAGGCAGCACCGCACAGUGACCGUCAGUAGGCGCAGACGCAGCGUAUGCAGUGCCCGUGGCAAUUGUCGCUCUGUUGUGUUUGCCUUUGCUUGUGUCGUUCAGGUACCUUUCUGCCGUUGCGAGGAGCUGAAGCAGCUGCUCGAGUCAACCGCAGGAUCAUCCAUCGCCGACUCGGUGAGUGAUGACCGACUCGCCGGCACACACGAACGGCGGGCCUGAAGGGUGACAAACGGAUGGUGUCUGCUGCCCUGGUGUGAUUUUGUCAGCUGACAGUGAACCACUUGUCGGAGCAGCAUCGGUGCGAUGUGGUGGAAUUAUUAUGACAAGAGUUAUGAGGACACCGGUACGCCGGACAAGGGAGAGGGUGCGAUGAAAUGCCCACAGACACCCACUCACUCUCUGUGUGCGUCGUGUGGCGGUUGUGUUAUGUUGUGCUGUGCUGCAGGCGUGGCUAUCGUCCUCUUGACGGCCGCUUCGGUUCAGGUGCCGGUGACGGCUGUGGGCGUCGACAAGAUUGAGGCUCGAUUCCCCCGGGGCACCAGCGAGGCCACCAAGCACCUGGCAGUGGGCGACAUCGGCCGCACCAUCGCCAGUCCACACGACGCGACCGCACUUAUUCGGCAGCAUGGAGCCGACCCCAAGAUCGUGCCUCGGCUGCGGCAGGGCAGCGGGGAGGAAGGCGGACUCAAGAGUAAUGGGUUCGCCUACUCGCUCCUGAAUCUCGCCAUCGACAACAAGUCGGACAACACCGUCGGAAGCAUCUCAGCAGAGGGGCUACCUGAUGGACUGCCGGACCAGCCCGUCGUCCUACCUCAGUGGCCCGACGGGCUGCAGGAAGGCAUCCUCACUGCACUCAUCGACGGCGGCGCUGACCCCACCGCACUCAAACCCCUUGAAGUGGCGAUCAGGUUUGCCAACGAGGCGGCCUUCGACCUGCUUAUGGCGCGUCACGACCGUCUGCACGACCAACCCGGAUCUCUGCACAACCAACCCGGAACUGACCUGCGUGGGUCGUUGAUGGGGCUGCCCGAGCCGCUGUCUCCGCUCGCCUCCGACCAACGCCCCCCGCCCACCCACUAUCUGAAGGUGCUCAUGUCGACGUAUCAGCGACUCAUCCAACGAGACCCCACCCUCGCCACCGAUGGCCUCCUCGUGCACAGAGCUGCCUUCUUUGCGGGGGGCCUCUAUCCCCAGUGGUUCAUGGACAGCUACCUGGACCUCAUCGCGCAGCACGGCGCCGAGAUGACGGGAUUUGACAGCGAUACAGGGACGCCGCUGUACGUGGCGGCAGAACACGGCUCUCCAGAGGUGGCCGACUACCUCUGCCGCAAGCUGCCCGCUGACCAGAUCGACAGACGGGGGAACCACCCUGCCUACACACCCCUCGGCAGGGCUGCAGCGGGGCUCGAUUUUCACACCUCCUGCGAGGUCAUGAAGAAGUAUUUUGGCGCCAAGAUUCCCAACUACAAGAUGACCAUCCGUGCGCUGCUGCGGGCCGGGGCCGACAUCAACAGCAUCCACAACCCCUAUGACAUACAGCAGCACCACCGUGAGCGCCGGCUUGUGCUGCUCGAGUAUGCCACGGUGCUCAAGGAGCUGCCGGGUGCCGUCAUGUCGGCGGUCAACAAUGCCCUCGCCCCCCAUCGCUCACUUGCGGCCCUCCUCAUACCCCGGCUGGCCGUCGGCCCCCACGAGGCGCCCAUCUUCGGCUGGCGCAUCGCAUCUUACCUCUUCGACAUGGCUGCCGCCCGGGAGGCCAUCAGUGAGGCCAUCGGUGUGCGCCACAGCGUCCUGGCCCGGCGUGUGCGUGCGGCCGUCGAGCACUUCGUCCGCUCGGCAGUGUUCAGGGCCAUCAGCAACAGGGAGGUGGUGGGCCGCAGGGAGAGUGUGGGCGGCGUGGUGGUGCGGGUGCCGCUGCAGUGCUUCGCCGUUGCCGAUGGGGCCGACAUCCGUCCGCCUCAUGUGGUGCACACGGCCGGCCGUCUGGGGCUGCGUGAGGUGGUGCACAAGGCGCGGCGGGACGAGGCGGCACUGCAUGGUGUGGAGGACGUGGCCAAGGGCUUCAACGAGCACCUGGGCGAUGACGACUGCCAGUUUGCGUGGUGGCAGCUGGGCUGGCGCAUCGAGGGCAGCAGUGGGGGGGAGUUUGUGUUGCUGGGGAUCAGCUGACUGUGAGAGCGGGAGGAAUUGAUGUGUCGACUCAUGUCCGACCCACAAGAGCGAAGACAGACAGUCGAUAGACAGCGCGGAGAGGCGGGGUGCAUGGUGGAUGGGCGAGACACAUUUAGCUGCAUGAAUGAAUGAAUGAAUGAAUG